Molecule: messenger RNA, 3914 nt
Organism: Biomphalaria glabrata
Lineage: Eukaryota; Metazoa; Mollusca; Gastropoda; Planorbidae
Exons: 10
Coding region: 307-1980 (557 amino acids)
Source: RefSeq, a predicted model, not a curated record
UUUAUAGAUACCAUACUUCAUAGUCAAGUGAAACACAUUAUGAGUCACACUGAAACUAUUUACCAAGAAUAUCAAUUAAUGCUUGGGUAAAGUGACGAAAGUAUUGUUGAGUUGUUCAGGACGGAAAUGAAAUUAUGAAAGUUGUAGUCAUGAUGAAGAAUAUGUAUCAAGCUAUUUCUAGCGAAGAGAGAAGCUUCACAGCCUACAUAUUUUGUGAACAAAAACAAUGCGUUUCACUAAUAUACAAUUUUGUACAAGUACGAGUUUGUUUGUUUUUUAAAUUGAGUUUAAAUAAAUAAAUAAAUAAUGACAGGUUACUAUUUUCAUAAAGCAAGGAUCGCCAAUGUUGCCUUUAUUGUUAUUUUGUUUGCAGAGAAAAACAAAGGUUGUCCCUUGGCUGAGGAAGGCAAACCGUACAGUUUUGUCAGCUCAUUCAUGCAUAACUUCAGCGAUUCAGUGGAUUGCACAUGGCAAAAAGAUGGCAGACCUUUGUCUAUGUGUAAUCACAAUUUGCUAUGUAUUGAUGUGUUGCCGACCAACACAAUUACAACUUUGAAACAAACCAACAGGACUGUGUAUGCAUUCAAUUUAACACUCUCAUCUGUAUCCCGAGACGAUACAGCCUUAUGGUCUCUACGUUACAUGUUACCAGCAAGUGAGAAAUGGCCAUAUCCUUUGUACACAUGCAAUUUAUCAACAUAUGCCAGAGGCAACAACAGCAUCUGUGAAGAAACUGUUCAAAGCGAUAACCUCAAGAUAUCCUGUACUAUAUUGAACAUUUACCCUCAAGCAAAUGGUCAGCUGUUUAUAACAUCCAGUCUUUCGGCAAGAAUACACAGACAUAUGGAGUGUUAUCAUAAUGUAUCGGCUAGCAAGCCUGACUACUACACGUCGAGAUGUGAAACUCAGAUAGCUCUAAGAAAUAUAAAUGUGACUUCAGACUCACUUUAUGUAGCGAUAUAUCCUAGUUUAAGAAAUACAGAAGAGGAUACUAAAUAUGGACAAAAUGUUAAACUACAGAGGUUCAAAUCUGCUUCAAUUUUGGCAUUACAUGGCUGCCAGGAAAUAAUUGAACUGGGUGAAAGUAUACAUUGUUCAUGUAGGCCUAACGAUGAUUCUACAAUUCCAACACAGAUUGCUUGGUAUGAUAGGAGCAAUUCAGUAUUAAGCAUUGGAAAUUUCAAACUUUCUGUUACAGCCACAGCUAUCAACGAAGAAUAUGUUUGUCGAGGACGUACGGUUGUUGGAGUCGAAAGUGUUCCUGUUUUUUAUAAACCUCAGUAUUUCAAAAGAGGCUUAAAUUUAAGAUGUGAGGUCAAGACCUAUGACACAUAUUUAUUGAUAAAUUGUAGCACUAGCAGAAUUUACCCAGAAGGAGCGUGUUUUUUUACGUUUCAAGGGGAAGAUUUUCUUAGUAAUGGUCUAAGGAACAUACCAGGAUUACCAUUUGUCAACGAAUAUAUGACACUGUGUAAUUUUACACUCUCGACUAUAACAUUGAGAGACGGUAAUUACACAAUAGCUGUUAACGUUUACCCUGUUAUAACUGGUACUCAUAGAGACAGAUUUUAUGGAACAAAUUAUACCAUAACUUUUCAUCAUAAAUAUGUGAGUUCGAUUCAAAAUAUGGAUGCUCGGUUGGAUCUUGCUCAUGGACAAGUAGUUCUAAGUAUUUCUGUUUCUGCGCUAGUCAUUGUUCUGAUUAUUUCGUUCAUAUGUGUUUGGAAAAAAUUAGGGUAUAGAAAAUGUGUACAGUCUAAACAGGAGUUACAUCUUCAGAACAGUAGCAGCGAAUACGCCAACGUAUCAUCAUCACAGAACAAUGUACCAUUGGACGGAUUAUAUUCUAAUAGUAAAGUCAUAGCGCAUCGCUCUCUUUUUCAAGAGGUCCAAAAUGUUCAUUAUAGAGAAAUAACAUCAAUUAAUUACGUAACUUCGGAUUUCGUUGAUAAUGUUUCGUAUAUCACUAUACUUGAUUGAAUUCAAAACGUAUUUAUGCAAUUAUAUAACAUUGUUUAAAUAUUAAACGGUUAUGAUUAUUUGUAAUUAACUGUUUCGUAGGCCUAGUUAGAUUUGAUAUGUACACUCAAAUCUGUUAAAGUGGACAACCGGUUAAUGGGAAAAAAGUCACAUUUGGACGAAUCCUAAAGUACCAAAACAAAUGUUAUUGUGCAGUCGAAUCGGGUAAAUUGAAUCAGACGGUUAUUAGGACCAAAACGAUAAUGUUCCGAUAUGGUUUGAUUAACCAUAUUGAAUUGUAUUAUAUAGAAGCCUAAUUUAGAUUUGGACGGCUGACUGACCAUAAACUAUGCGUUUCGCACAGUCACUUAAUAGCCGACAAUCCCUGUAGGAUUUUCAAUUAAAUAUAUACUGAUAAGUAUUACCUUGAAAUCUAUCAUAAAAUUAUGUACCAAUGAUAAUGUGCUCGUUUAUGUACCUAUCUUAAAAAUGUUGGAUUCUAUUUAUUUUUUUUUUUUUAUAAAUAAAAUUAUUUUACUAGAAAAUUGUCAUUCUUUUAAUUAAUGUGAUGUAAUGUAACUAGCAAUACAAUAUUUAGUUCUGGCCGCUCAAGUAUUAUACAUUUAUUCAGUACCCAUCCCAUUUUUGUAAUUGCGUUUAUUAACUUAUUUUUUCUGGUUAUUCGGCUUUCUUUCCGUACUGUAUCAGGUUAAUUUUUCUGCUCCAUGUCAUUUCAUCCUCGGUCACUUCAUUCCCGGUCAUUUCAUCCACAGUCAUUUCAUCCCCAGUCAUUUCAUCCUCGGUCAUUUUAUCCAAAGUCAUCUCAUACUCGGUCACUUCAUUCCCGGUUAUUUCAUCCACAGUCAUUUCAACUUCGGUAACUUCAUGCCCUGAUAAUUAUAUCAUCUGAGCCAAAAUAAAAUGGUUAAAUAUAUAUACAAUUAACAACAUAUCAUACAUCUAAUUAUAUCAACAUGACAAAAAAAUGGGACAGAUCAAACAAAAUAUAUAAAGUUUAAUAUCUAUAGAUAUUGAGCUAAGGAUUUUUUUUUAUUGCUUGUUAAUCGAAAUCGAAAAGAGAGACAUGCUAUUGAUCAUAGGUACAGAAGACGAUCCAUUGAUUCGUAUCACUGUACCUCGUUUGCAAUUUUUUUGCUAGGAUAUUCUUCUACGCCACAUUUUAUAACUUUAAUUUUUUAACGCGAUUUUUUAUUAAAGCGUAUGUAGGCGAUAUUAGUAGGUGAUAUGAUUCGGCUCCAGAGGAGGAUUGAAGUCAAAGUUAACUAGAAUAAAUAAAACAUUAUCUUAAAACACAAAAAAUGACGCUCCUAUAUUCACAAAAGAAUAAUUUCACAAAUUGCAUCUCUUUCUAUAUAUAUAUAUAUAUAUAUAUAUAUAUAUAUUUACACUUUUUCUUUUUGACUAUCAAUACAAUUUAAAAGCUUUUGAUUUUGAUCUAUAACAGAACGGAUGCUAAAAAAAAAAAGAAAAUAAAUAAAUGGUCAAUAUGUCCUAGUAAGAAAACAGUUGUAAAUAACGCUUAUUGGGUUUAUCUACUGUUAGUUGUAUUGAGCCUUCGAUGUUAAAUGCAGAUUCUAAAACUAAGACGACAAGAUAAAGUAAGCCGAUGACAAUAAUGGACCAAAUGCAAAUUGACGUCAAGUGGCCGAUACAUGGCAAGCAAUUCAAAGUAAGAACAUUAAUCUAUAACAAGUGUCAGGACAUUAGCACUACAUUCAGCAGUUGCUUUCACUGGAUUGCACCUGUUCUCUAAAUGCCACAGGUUCUAAUUUCACAGGAUAUAUGAGCUAUGUGUUGACAUUAUGGGAGAGUUUCAAUCUGAUACAAUGUAAAACUGACAUAAAUCUCUUUGGCAUUUAAGAGAACAAAUGAUACACGCAAUUUAAAAGGAAGUCCAAAUACAGGGGGUCCUAGAUCAUAGAUUAAAGCAGAUU